AUGAGCAUCCUUAAGCCAAAGAAAAAAUAAACUUAGCAACAGCUUCAACAGGUCUACCUAGAUAUUUUCAAAACUUUUUCUUAAGAUGGAUUGUAUAUAAAAGCCACAGAGUUUGUGGGAGUUGGGAAACUGUUGAAAAUUCACCCAGUCAUUAUUACAUUUGAUCAAUUUAAAAAGGUUUUACUUCGAUCGCCUGAAUACUGGAAUAGCAAGAAGGAUAUGAAAUACAUCAAUAACGAAGUUAUUAGUGCUACGUUCUCUCCUUCGGACUUCUUAAGAGCUUUCAAAAUCAUAGCUAAAGUAGGUUACAAACAUAUUGAGGACACCAAUUAAAAUAAAUUUAUCAUGCUCACUAAUUACCUUAAGAAGCAGCUUAACUCAUUCGCAAAUAAAAGAGAAAAAUUGGCAAAUGAUUUGUAGUCAGAUGCUCGAUCAGUUAAAACAGCUUAUGAUCAAACUUAAUACAAUGCCAUAAAUCAGCAGUUAAUGAAACAUUAAUAUUCAAACAGCAUUCACUCAACUUAACCAGUCAACCAAUAUACCUAGCAAGUGAAGAUUGCAACUUCUCCAGGGAAUGCCUAUUCUGAGGUAAAUCAUCAAAUACAUACUCCCACUCAUUAUGAAAAUACAGGAGGUAUCCAAGAUAAAAGAUUAUCUGGUACAGACGCCUAAGCAAAUUUCAUUCACUCAACUUUAUCAAAUGACUAUCGCGUAUAUUAAUCAAUUAAUCCUAGUACGAAUGCCAAAACUUCAACUAAUGGAUUGAAUACCACUCAGUGGAGAUUUUGCAAUAGUGAGAUUAAAAGUGACAUUUCAUAGAGAGCUUUUUCAACUGCAGUAAGAACCUCACAAUCCAAAGGAAGAGGAAUGAUUAUUCCUAAGGGCUUAUUGAAGAAAAAGUUUAAAUAAAACCCUCAAAUGAGUGUUACUAAUUAUCUUACUUAUAAGACUAACCUGAGGACGAUCACUGGAAAAUCAAACUCAUCAGUAAAAGGGUAGAGAACAGGUGUUCAUGAAAUAUAAAGAAAUUCUUAUAGCGGGGCUCAAUAUAGCACAAUCUAGGUUCAAGAUACUAGAAAUAAAACUCCAUCUGUAACAAGAAGUAUAAAUGAAAAUCCUAUGAAUAUCAGCAAUUAGAAUCACAAAUCCUUAAAUACUAUGAUAAUACCGAAGGUAUAAAUGUAAAAUGUGCCAAAACUAUAGACUUAAGAGCUCUCAACUCAAAACGUUAAUAUACUUGAUGAUAAUAAUUUCAAUACAAUUGAUGGAUCUCAAAGUGGAAAUAGGCAGCAAAGUUAGAGUUUUAGAAUCAGAAAAUUUUCAAGAAGCAUGAGCAGAUAAAGCAGAAGCAGCAGUGUCAAUAGUCAAAGAGAUGAAAAUGCUUUAGAUGGCCUUAAUACUAGUAAAAAUAAUGAAAAUCUAAGCGAUGCUAAGUAAGAAAACCCCUUAAGAGAUUCAAUUAAUGUUAAGGAUAUCAGUUUAAGCAAUAACCAAAUAUAUCAAUAGAAAAAUUAGCAAGAUAAUACAAUAACAAUCAAACAGUAUAAGGCAAUAUUGAAAGAAUCAAAGCAAUAUAAAAAAGAAAGAGACGAUUUGAUUAAAGUGCUUAAAUAAGUCAAGCGAAAAUUCCUUGAAUUCGCUAGUACUAACCCAUAGACAUUGAAACUCUCCUAAUCGUAGAGUAUGAUGCCUAAGUCUGAUACUGGUAACUCUUGUUCCUAAGAAGUCUAGGAAUAACUUUAAUUAAAGGAUGAAAGAAUAAAGUAAUUGGAAGAAGAGAUAAGAAUUCUUAAACAGCAGAAAGAUACUUAGAUUGAAGAGGAUAUAACACUUAAUCAGUGA
Messenger RNA from Stylonychia lemnae, 1842 nucleotides. The record is from the annotation of a GenBank genome assembly. Lineage: Eukaryota; Ciliophora; Spirotrichea; Sporadotrichida; Oxytrichidae.